Caenorhabditis bovis is the source of this 486-nucleotide messenger RNA. The record is from the annotation of a GenBank genome assembly. NCBI's taxonomy places the organism in Eukaryota, Metazoa, Nematoda, Chromadorea, Rhabditida, Rhabditidae.
AUGAGAAUAGAAAAAUGUUAUUUCUGUUCGUCUCCAAUUUAUCCAGGGCACGGAAUUCAAUUUGUAAGAAACGACAGCACAGUUUUCAAAUUCUGCCGGUCAAGGUGUAAUAAAUUGUUCAAAAAGAAGAAGAACCCGAGAAAGCUUCGUUUCACAAAAGCAUCACGUCGUGCUCGCGGAAAGGAAUUAAUCAACGACGCCACACAGCUUCUGGAGCAGCGCAGAGAUGAGCCAGUAAAAUAUGAAAGAGAGUUGUUCCAGAAGACUAUUGAAGCCGCCAAAACAAUUUCAGAGCUCAAACAUAAACGAUAUGCAAAUUUGAUCCGAAAACGUUUGCAACCCGGAAAAAUCGUACAGAAGCGUGGCCUUCUGGCGAAAGUCGACAAGAAGAUGCACCUCAUCCGCGCUCCAGUUGCCACUCGUUCCGCAUCCAAGCAAAAAGCAAGCGAGAAAUCCAAGGAAACGGAAGCCAUGGAAACAAAUUGA